GAAAAAUCGAUAUCGCAAAGUCGUGCACCACACAAAAGUUAAAACACACGAAUCCGCUUUCCGAGGAAGAAUUCGAACCGUCUUCCGUCGCGAAACAACCCCAAAUUAGUUGUAGAAGAUCGCGUGGAGUGCGCCCACAGCUAGGCAAUCGAAGGUUUCCCCGCCAGAGGUCACUAUGCGAAGAUAAUCGCGCGCCCGAAGGUAGACUUGUGUGAAGUGACUUGCUUCAAAGGCGUUUCCCUCUUUGUUCGACACAACUUUGCUGCGGAUCUGCUGCGAAAUGUGUUAGUGGGAAGGCAGGAAUCGUGUUCGUGGCGCAAAGUUGGCGUAGAGUCCGGAACGGUCCGGCAGGAUGAGGCUCAAACCGUGGCUGCUGUCGCUGGCAGUGGCGAUCCAGUAUUACUUUGGAAUUGUAAAUGGCUCCGAGGAUGAGGAACGACUGGUGCGGGAUCUGUUCCGCGGGUACAACAAGCUGAUCCGGCCCGUGCAGAACAUGACCCAGAAGGUGGACGUCCGGUUCGGGUUGGCGUUCGUGCAGCUGAUCAACGUGAACGAGAAGAAUCAGAUCAUGAAGUCGAACGUGUGGUUACGACUCGUCUGGAGCGACUACCAGCUGCAGUGGGACGAGGCCGAUUACGGCGGUAUCGGCGUGCUGCGGUUACCCCCGGACAAGGUCUGGAAGCCGGAUAUCGUGCUGUUCAACAAUGCCGACGGUAACUACGAGGUGCGCUACAAGUCCAACGUGUUGAUCUACCCGAACGGCGAGGUUCUGUGGGUUCCGCCAGCCAUCUACCAGAGCUCGUGCACGAUCGACGUGACGUACUUCCCGUUCGAUCAGCAGACGUGCAUCAUGAAGUUCGGCUCGUGGACGUUCAACGGCGACCAGGUCUCGCUGGCGCUGUACAACAACAAGAACUUUGUCGAUCUUUCCGACUACUGGAAGUCCGGUACGUGGGACAUCAUCGAGGUGCCGGCCUACCUGAACGUGUACGAGGGCAACCCGACCGAGACGGACAUCACGUUCUACAUCAUCAUCCGGCGCAAGACCCUGUUCUACACGGUCAACUUGAUCCUGCCGACGGUACUGAUUUCGUUCCUUUGCGUGCUUGUGUUCUACCUGCCUGCCGAAGCCGGCGAAAAGGUGACGCUCGGUAUCAGUAUUCUGCUGUCACUGGUUGUGUUCCUGUUGCUGGUGUCGAAAAUUCUGCCGCCGACCUCGCUCGUACUGCCACUGAUUGCCAAGUAUUUGCUGUUCACCUUCAUCAUGAACACCGUCUCCAUCCUGGUCACCGUCAUCAUCAUCAACUGGAACUUCCGUGGGCCGCGCACGCACCGCAUGCCCAUGUGGAUCCGGUCCGUGUUCCUGCACUACCUGCCGGCCAUGCUGCUCAUGAAGCGUCCCCGGAAGACGCGGCUCCGCUGGAUGAUGGAGAUGCCCGGCAUGAGCAUGCCCCCGCAGCCGCACACCCACCCCUCGUACGGAUCGCCGGCCGAAGUGCCCAAACACAUCAGCGCGCUCGGCGGCAAGCAGUCCAAGAUGGACGUGAUGGAGCUGUCCGACCUGCACCACCCGAACUGCAAGAUGAACCGCAAGAUGAACAGCGGCGACAUCGGACUGGGCGCGGACUCGUGCCGCCGGGAGAGCGAAAGCUCCGACUCGAUUCUGCUGUCGCCGGAGGCGAGCAAGGCCACCGAGGCGGUCGAGUUCAUCGCGGAGCAUCUGCGCAACGAGGAUCUGUACAUUCAGACCCGCGAGGACUGGAAGUACGUGGCGAUGGUGAUCGAUCGGCUGCAGCUGUACAUCUUCUUCAUCGUGACCACGGCCGGCACGGUCGGCAUCCUGAUGGACGCGCCGCACAUCUUCGAGUACGUCGACCAGGACCGCAUCAUCGAAAUCUACCGGGGCAAGUAAGAGGGAAAACGAGGAAGAGGAGAGAAGAUCGUUGUUGGAAUGUUAGGUUAACAUUUGCUCAAAUAUGGGUCACUUUUUUACGUACGAAUAGAUUUGAAGUAAAACAAAACAAGCAAAGUAAUCAAGCAAAAGGACAUAACUUUUAAUAAAUGAAGCGCAAAACCUAAGUGUGAGCUGGUACGAACGGCGGGCCGGUUCCGGACUAGCCGGAGUUGUUAUCACCCUAACGCUGCCAGCUGUCCAGAACGAGAGUAGUUAAAUGACUUAUUAAACGGCGUAGUCCUACGCCAAUAGUGGAAUAUGUUUUCCGUUGAUCUGUGUCGUUCUUCCAGUCAGUGUUGAGUUUUUGUUACGAUGUUUUAGGCUCAAAUUUAGACAAUGAAAUAGUGAAUCUAAUCAAAUACUUUACACGAAUGAUGCCAAAUUUUGUUCCCAAAAAGUUUUACCACGAGUUGAGUUUUGACUGUCAUUUAAAGCUAGGACAAACUACUAUUUAAAAAAAGGAAAAUUAUAUACUACACACGUAACGAAAAGAAAAACAAAGCGAUUCGCGAUCUAACCCAUUUUAAGCGUUACCCAAGAUUAAGCCCAUUUUUUGAAACCUUACGAAAGAAAAAGUAAACAAAACAAAACACUACCACAAUUUCUUGCGAUUGCGUAGCAUUACAGACGAUCAAUCGACGGAAACUGCAACUUAAAAAUAAAAGAAAACAAAUCAUACUGCAACGAGUAAAGGAAACUUUUUUUGUGAAAAACAACAACUAUUGAAAGAAGAAAAAAUCGUUUUUUCGAGCAUAGUAUUUAAAGCAAAACCAACACUCGUAACUGUUGAACAACAUACUAUCACACAAACACAUACGCAAGCAAGCAAAAUACACACACACUCACAACAAAGGCAUAAAAUGAUAAACUUUAACAAUAAUUAGGCUACUACUACUAACUACUCAAAAAGAAAAAGAAUUAAAAAGGUAAACAAAACACUAGCGUCGAUUUGAAGCGAAAAACACUAACCGAACCCUAAAUUUAAACCCAAUUAUAGCAAACUAAACAAAGAAGAAACACUUUCCAGUACACACACUCAAACAGACACAA
Molecule: messenger RNA, 3004 nt
Organism: Culex pipiens pallens (northern house mosquito)
Lineage: Eukaryota; Metazoa; Arthropoda; Insecta; Diptera; Culicidae
Gene: nAChRbeta1
Product: acetylcholine receptor subunit beta-like 1
Exons: 5
Coding region: 353-1912 (519 amino acids)
Biological process (GO): chemical synaptic transmission; regulation of membrane potential; nervous system process
Cellular component (GO): neuron projection; synapse; postsynaptic membrane
Molecular function (GO): transmembrane signaling receptor activity; acetylcholine-gated monoatomic cation-selective channel activity
Source: RefSeq, a predicted model, not a curated record